Molecule: messenger RNA, 1659 nt
Organism: Arxiozyma heterogenica
Lineage: Eukaryota; Fungi; Ascomycota; Saccharomycetes; Saccharomycetales; Saccharomycetaceae
Gene: ATR2
Product: Atr2p
Exons: 1
Coding region: 1-1659 (552 amino acids)
Biological process (GO): transmembrane transport
Cellular component (GO): membrane
Molecular function (GO): transmembrane transporter activity
Source: RefSeq, a predicted model, not a curated record
AUGAAUAAUACAAGUCCGGCUGAGUUAGAAGUCCUAAGUGGUUCUUCCAAAGAAUAUUCUAUUGAAGAUAAUAUGACUGAAGAAACUGUGCAAAUUGAAAAUGAACAAUUGAAAAAGGAAGAUGUAUUUACUCAAACAGAUUCUUCAUCAGAAACGUUACAAGAUAAUUCAACACCGUGGCAGAAUUCAGAUUAUUUUAGUUGUUAUUGGAAAGAAUAUUUAUUUGUACUCACAUGUAUGCUAUCAAACUUGCUUAAUCAAGCAGGUCAAACACAGAUCUUAUCUACAAUGAAUGUUUUGGCCGAUUCAUUUAAAACUGAUAGUUCUAAAAAAACAUGGAUUAUGGCUUCGUUUCCUCUGGUUUCGGGAUCUUUUAUUUUGAUUAGUGGACGAGUUGGUGAUAUAUAUGGCUUAAAAAAGACCUUUAUGCUUGGAUGCAUUGUAAUGAUUGUCUGGUCUUUAAUAUGUGGUUUCUCCAAUUAUUCAAGUAAUGUAUCCUUUUUUAUUACUUGUAGAGCAUUUCAAGGACUAGGUGUAGCCUUUGUACUACCAAAUGCUAUGGGUUUGGUUGGUAAUAUCUAUAAAGUAGGAAGUUUGAGGAAAAAUGUCGUUAUUAGCUUUAUUGGUAUGUGUGCUCCAACUGGUGCAGCUUUGGGUUCACUUUGGGCAGGUAUGAUUACAUAUGAAAAUAAAACACAGUGGCCAUGGAUCUUUUAUUCUUAUGCUAUCGUCUCUUUUAUUAACCUGUUGAUGGCAUAUUAUUCUAUUCCAAACAAUAUUCCAACAAAUGUAAAUGGUUUCAAAAUGGAUUGGUAUGGAUCUAUUUUAGCUGUGAUAGGCUUGAUCCUGUUUAAUUUUGUUUGGAAUCAAGGUCCAAUUGUUGGAUGGCAAACAGGAUAUGUCAUAGCUCUUCUAAUUAUAUCUGUUUUCUUCUUGAUUGCUUUUUUUGUCUUUGAAAUUCAUUAUGCUAAAUCCCCAUUGCUUCCACCAGAAAUAGUAAGAAAUCGUCACAUUAUAACUAUAUUAUCGUCUAUUUUCAUGGGCUGGGGAUCCUUUGGUGUUUGGACAUUCUAUUACUAUGCCUUCCAAUUAAAUUUAAGACAUUACUCAACCGUAUGGGUUGGUGCUACUCACGUAUUCUUCAUCUUAUGGGGGACAACUGCUGCUUUUAUUUGCGCUUUUACCAUUAAACAUGUUGGUGCUCCAGUGAUUCUAUUUUUAUCUUCUAUUGGGUUUACUGUUGGUUCUGUAAUGUUAAGUGUAACUCCUGUACGUCAAAGUUUUUGGAGAAUGAAUUUUGGGAUGGAAAUUAUUUUGACUAUGGGCAUGGAUUUUUCAUUUCCUGCAGCAUCAAUUAUAUUAAGUAAUUUCUUACCAAUGCAAUAUCAAGGUAUGGCAGGUUCUUUAGUUAAUACAAUCAUAAAUUAUUCUACUUCUCUCUGUCUAGGGAUGGCAACUACAGUAGAGACACAAAUUAACAAGUCUGGCCAAGAUCUUUUGAAAGGUUAUAGAGCAGCGUUAUAUUUUGCGAGUGGACUGGCAGGCUUUGGUAUCGUAAUUGCAUUCUCAUACUUAUGCGAGACUACAUAUAUGAACCGUAAGAAAAAACUAGUUGCUCAAAAAGAACAUACUACGACUGAAGAAUUUCAAAUAUGUUAA